This is a messenger RNA of Pipistrellus nathusii (Nathusius's pipistrelle), 570 nucleotides long. Lineage: Eukaryota; Metazoa; Chordata; Mammalia; Chiroptera; Vespertilionidae. The record is from the annotation of a GenBank genome assembly.
AUGGUUUUUUUGUUUCUUUUUGUGAUCAAGUUCCAGAUGGCUCAGCAGUGCCUCCAAAAUGAAUAUUUUGACAGAUUGCUGAAUGCUUGCAAAUCGUGUCACCUUCGGUGUUCUAAUACCCCUCCUCUCAUAUGUCAGCGUUACUGCAAUACAAUGAAAGGAACAAAUACCAUUCUCUGGACCUGUUUGGGCCUGAGCUUCCUGGUGUCUUUGACAAUUUUCGUGCUGAUGAUCUUGCUAAGGAAGAUGAGCUCUGAACCUUCAAAGGACGAAUUUAGAAGCACAGGAUCACCUCUUCGGCACGAGGCGAAUGCUGACCUGGAUGGUAGAGAAGAUAGCAGGACCGGUGAGGAAAUUCUUUCCAGAAGCCUGGAGUACACAGUAGAAGACUGUACCUGUGAAGACUGUGUCAAGAGCCAACCAAAGGUCGAUUCUGACCAUUUCUUUCCGCUCCCAGCAAUGGAGGAAGGCGCAACCAUCCUUGUCACCACAAAAACCAACGACUACUGCAGUGGCCUGCUAGCUGUUGAGAGUCUCACAAGGAUGGAAAAAUCCAUUUCCACCAGAUAA